GAUAUUCGAAUUGACGAAUCGAGAUAUUUGCAUUAAUACUCCUGUUAUGAGUAGUUCAGAUGAUGUAGACCCAAGUUGGGUUUCGUGGUUUUGCGGUCUUCGUGGUAAUGAGUUCUUCUGUGAGGUUGAUGAUGAUUAUCUUCUGGAUAAGUUCAACCUGACUGGUCUAUCCGAGCAAGUACCACAUUUCAGUCAUGCCUACGACAUGAUCUUGGACUUUGAACCAGGCACGUGUUUGUCGCAAAUAAUUGCGAAAUUUUUGUCUGGUUAUGGUUCAUGUGUAUUGCACUUAUACGUUCAAAUCUGUAGAGUCAUUAUUGGAUUUAUUUUUACAGAUGCUGAAUUGAACACAACCGAUUGUAACGCUGAAUUGGUGGAGCAGGCUGCGGCAAUGUUGUACGGGCUGAUUCAUGCUCGCUACAUACUCACCAAUCGAGGCAUCGAGCAGAUGAUCGAGAAAUGGCUAGCCGGGGAUUUUGGCCGCUGUCCGACAGUGUUUUGCGACUCACAGGAUCUUCUACCGAUUGGAAUGUUGGAUAUCUCCGGUGAGGCAAUUGUGAAUUUGUACUCCCGAAAUUUUGUACGGCUUCAAAAUUCACGCAUCAGCGUACGCAGUUCAACACUCUUCAAUGAAGAUUUGAAGAAUCUCAUAAGGUGA
This is a messenger RNA of Anisakis simplex (herring worm), 658 nucleotides long. The record is from the annotation of a GenBank genome assembly. NCBI's taxonomy places the organism in Eukaryota, Metazoa, Nematoda, Chromadorea, Rhabditida, Anisakidae.